Molecule: messenger RNA, 1068 nt
Organism: Trichoderma gamsii
Lineage: Eukaryota; Fungi; Ascomycota; Sordariomycetes; Hypocreales; Hypocreaceae
Exons: 3
Coding region: 1-1068 (355 amino acids)
Biological process (GO): positive regulation of transcription by RNA polymerase II; DNA-templated transcription
Molecular function (GO): sequence-specific DNA binding; zinc ion binding; DNA-binding transcription factor activity, RNA polymerase II-specific
Source: RefSeq, a predicted model, not a curated record
AUGAGGAUGGCUGUAGAAAUAGGUCUGCAUUGCACUCCCGAGGCUUCUGAUGCCUCAGGUGGGGCCAAAGAUGAACGCAAUCGCGUCUUCUGGACCAUAUACGCAAUCGAGAUUACUCUUGCGUAUAAUCUCGGGCGCCCUCCGUCGAUAGGAGAAGACCAUAUCAUUAGUGGAUUGCCACAACCAACGAAUGGGAAUUCAAACAGCCUGCACUAUGUACGGCAUCGACAACUACAAAGCCGAAUCGUGGCUCAGAUAUAUGGCUCUAACAGCAGUGCUCGAAACAUGCCAGUCGAGAAAAGGGAGCUGCUGAUCUUGGACUUACAAAAGAGCCUUGACGAGUGGCAAGCCAAUAUACCAGUUGAGUCUCGCGACGAUGGACCAUACCCAUACAGCUACUGGAAUCGCCUCUACCAUGGAACAACGUUUGUCUUGCAUCGACAAAGUCCACUCUGCCCACGUCCCUCUGUUCAGUCUCUGGAGCGAUGUAUUAGAUCCGCCGGAAGCUAUAUCGACGACGUCAUUAAUCUUCUUCGCCUUAGCAACAUACCCCUGUCUUGGAUGUUGGUUCAAGGCGUCUUAUUUGCCGGCUUGACAAUGCUCAUAACAGCCAGGACUGGUCUUCACCAGUUAUUAUCGCAUGUUGAAGUAUCCUUCUUAAUAGUUGAUCUUCAGUCUUGGAUCAGAAAUUGUUCCAUCUGUCUCACAAUUAUGAAUGAACGCCUGAAAGAAGAGUUGUUGUCGAAAUUGAACUCUCAAUAUGAGCUACUAGCAAAUGAUACUCUCACUUUGAUAUCUUCAACUAUAACCUCACAAACCGCAAGCAGUUGCGCUGCAAGCUCUGUAUUUGGGACAAAUACAGACAAUAAUUUGGAGCUAGAUCAAGGCCUUAACAUUGGCACAUCAUAUGCUAGUAUAGACUUUGGGGAGGAGUAUGAGUAUUUCGAUAUAUUCAAAGACUUUAUGGGUCAAGACCUAACACAGACAUUUUGGAACAUAUUUCCAAACGACAUGAACUUGGCACCUCAUACAGAUUUGGACGAGAUAUCCGCUAAUAUACCUAGCUAG